Heterocephalus glaber (naked mole-rat) is the source of this 2444-nucleotide messenger RNA. The record is from RefSeq and is a predicted model, not a curated record. Lineage: Eukaryota; Metazoa; Chordata; Mammalia; Rodentia; Bathyergidae.
CCCGUGCCUCGGAUUCCCAGACAUGGAAGGACUUCGUGAAAUUUUAAAUGGUUCAACAAAGCAUGCGCUAAUGGAUAACAGCGAUCCUCCUACAUAUAGUCUGCAGAUAGAAUCACAAGAUGGGUGUCAUGCUGGUGACAGUGCAGAAAGGAGAGUAACACACUUGCCUUCUGCAUCAGAUGAAAAUGAAAAUCAACUUGAUGGAGACGGGCCUGCUCUUCUGACCAGCAGUGGUAGUGCAAUGGGGAAAACUGAAGUGUUAGAGCAAGAUAGUCUCAACAAUAAUGAAAACUGUGUGUCCAGCUGUGAGGUGGCCGCCAGUGAGAGCUCAGAAAGUGUUCUGUGUGAAGGCCCCAAAGAUGGAAAGGACUUCUUGGGAAAAGACAAAAAAAUACCUGGAAAAAGAGGUACAAGAACCAAGAAAGGCACUAUUAAGAAGACACCAGCAGAUGAUGCAUCUUUAAUACAAGAAAAGAUGCUAAGUGCAGCCACACAUGCUGUUGGUGAUGAAGAGACUGCCGAAGUCAAUGCUAACGAUCAACCAGAAGCCCCAAAGCUAGCUCUGCAGUCUCUGUUCUCACUCAUACGAGGUGAAGUUGAGCAGUUGGGUUCAAGAGCACUUCCCCUCUGCCUUCACCAGAUAGCAGAAUCAUAUUUCCAGGAAGAAGACUAUGAGAAAGCAAUGAAAUUUAUUCAGCUUGAACAAUUGUAUCAUGAGCUGUUGCUGGCAAAUCUUUCUGCCAUUCAAGAACAGUGGGAAGCAAAAUGGAAAACUGUACAACCUCAUACAGUUACGCUUCUAAGGAAUUCAGAAAAAGGAUUUAAUGGUGAAGAUUUUGAACGGCUUGCUAAAUUUUGCUCAACACAUCAAGAUCCUAUUUUAUCCAGACAAAAGAUAGCUAUAGAAAAGUCCCUAGGAAGAAAAUGUUUUACUCAGUUAAGAGUGUCUGAAGAAUCAAAGACAAAAAGAGCUACAUCCAAAGAGCCGGAAGUAUCAGGUGGUUUAGAGAGUGAAACUUGUCCUGGCCUGGAACCAAGUAUAGAAAGCCAGCAUAAAGAGGAGCCCCAGGAGAGCAGUGCCACCUGCAGUCAGAUGGACAGGCAGGAAGAUUCCCUGAGCCUCCCAGUCACUGCAGGGAAGGACCACACGGAGGAGCCACUCUGCAGCGCCAGAGCCGCACUGGAGCUCCACACCCAGUCCUCAGAGUCAGCCGGGAGCAGGUCAGGCCCAGAUUCUGCUGAGAAUGCUUGUGAGGACAUUAGCCGCUUACAGGAGGCUCCCACAGAGGACUGCCCAGAUGUGGCCACAAUAGAGGUCAUUGCUGACCACCCUAAAGUGCUACCCUCUAGUGAGUCAGUGAUAGAGCCAUUGAUCCUACGCUGUGAUCGAAUACCUCCUGUGUUGAUUUCUGAGGGUCAGUAUUCACAGACUCAAAGGAAAGAACUUCAUUUGCCACUUCAGGAUGCUUUUGAGGCGUUGCCCAUGGACCAACCUGAGAACAAUGAAUUAAAUGUACUGCAGCAGCCUGAUCUAACAGACAGUGAUGGAAAAUAGCCACAGGGUCAGACUGACUCAGAGACUGGCUCUGAGGAUGUACUUUUUGAAAAUAAUAAAAUAUCUGACUUAAGUGCACUCCGUCCAGAAGUGUAUAUGGCCCCAGAGGAAAAGGGAGAUAAGGAAGAUCAAGUCAAUAAGGAAACAGAAGACUAUUUGAAUAGCCUUUUGGAAGAAUGCUUAAAAGAUACUGAAGAUUCUCUUUCCUAUGAAGAUAAUCAAGACGAUGAUUCUGAUCUCCUUCAAGAUCUUUCUCCUGAAGAAGCAUCCUAUAGCCUACAGGAGAGCCUGCCUUCUGAUGAUAGCUGUCUUUCUCUUGAUGAUCUUGCCAAAAGGAUAGAAAUUGCAGAGGUUGUUCCUGCUGAAGGACUGGUGUCUAUAUUAAAGAAGAGGAAUGAUUCUGAAGGAGAUCAUCCUGCCCAAAUGCAGCAGAAACCAUCUAAGUGAAGAGUAAGAUUCCAAGAAAUAGAUGAUAAUUUGGAUCAAGAUGAAGUCGGAGAUGGCUCCUGUAUUUUAUUGAUCUUGCUGUGCAUAGCAACAGUUUUCCUUAGCGUUGGAGGAACUGUGUUAUACUGCACUGUGGGGGACAUGGAGUCACCUGUUUGUACAGACUUUGCAGACAACAUGGACUUCUAUUACACAAAGCUCCUGCAGGGAAUGGCAGAACUUAAACACUGGGUCUACCUCUCCUAGCACCAUUCAAGAGGACAAGCAUGUUGGCAGUGAGAGUGAAAGAUGUGAAACUUUCUCAACAGCUUUUAUUUCAGGAGUUCUGAAACACCCCCCCUUUUCUUCCAGCAAGGACCCAAGGACAUCAAAAACAGCCACUUUUUAAGUGACGACCAGAGGAACUUUCUCAGAAUAACCCACAUAACAAGGCAAAUAUUGA